Aspergillus clavatus NRRL 1 is the source of this 2373-nucleotide messenger RNA. Its product is annotated as pseudouridine-5'-phosphate glycosidase/carbohydrate kinase family protein. NCBI's taxonomy places the organism in Eukaryota, Fungi, Ascomycota, Eurotiomycetes, Eurotiales, Aspergillaceae. Bases 1 to 2373 code for a protein of 790 amino acids. Gene Ontology annotation, molecular function: kinase activity; pseudouridylate synthase activity. The record is from RefSeq and is a predicted model, not a curated record. The transcript has 7 exons.
AUGCUCCCACGAGCUGUCCGCCUCUGCUAUAGAGGAGCUUGGGGACAAGCAAGCCGAGCUCCUCGAUCCAUUCGAAGCUAUCAUGAUCUUGGGCAAAGCAAGUUUUUGAAGGUCUCAGAGGAAAUCCGUGAUGCAGUGGCCACAGGGAAACCAGUCGUGGCGCUCGAGUCCACAAUUUAUACCCAUGGAUUUCCGUACCCCGAGAGCGUCGCUCUUGCGUCUUUGCUUGAGUCUGUCGUUCGUGCUAAUGGCGGCAUUCCUGCCACCAUUGGGAUCUUGAACGGGGAAGCCCGCGUUGGUCUCACUGCCGAGGAACUCAUUGAGUUGGCAUCCACGGCGGAGAAAAAGGAUGCUUUGAAAGUCUCGCGUAGAGACCUGGGUUAUAUCUGUGGCCUUGGAAUGGCUGGUAGACGGCUACACGGAGGGACCACGGUUUCCGGCACAAUGGUACUCGCUCACUUGGCUGGUAUCAAGGUUUUCGGCACCGGUGGCCUGGGUGGUGUUCACCGAGGUGGAGAGUCGUCCAUGGAUAUUUCAGCCGACCUUACCGAGCUGGGACGCACCCCAGUAGCUGUCGUCAGCUCUGGCUGCAAGAGCUUCUUGGACAUCCCACGGACCCUCGAAUAUCUUGAGACAGAAGGAGUCUGUGUUGCGACCUUUGCCGAUGGUCGUGAGGGCUCUGUUGAUUUCCCCGCGUUCUUCACUCGUGACAGCGGUAUCAAGAGUCCCCGCGUUAUCAAAGAUGAGGCAGAAGCAGCUGCGAUUAUCUAUGCGCAAUCGAGAUUACCGGUAACAUCUGGCAUUCACUUUGCCAACCCUGUUCCGGUUGAACAGUCGAUCCCGAAAGCCGAAAUGGACACAAUCAUCGACGAAGCAAUCCAUUUGGCCGAGGUAGAGGGCUACAAAGGCAGUGACAACACGCCUUUUGUGCUCGGAAAAAUCAAAGAACUGAGUGGUGGCAAGAGCGUGAUUGCAAACCGGGCCCUUGUCGAAGCAAACGUGAAGCGUGCAACCAAGGUGGCUGUAGAACUCGCCAAGCUGGAACAUGGAUCAUCAGGCGGCCGACACAUGCCAGUAAUCUCCGAGGCCGCAAAAGCUGACCAAGCAACUCCAGAGGCCGGGCUGGAUUCUAAUCCACUGACUGCGAGCACCAUCGAACAGCUGGCAAAGGUAGACGUCCUUGUGGCUGGCUCACUCGCGAUCGACCUGUCCUGCGACUAUACGCCCAUCUCGGGCGCAGGCGACAAGACCACCCCCGAGCCUCACACAUCAAACCCCGCGGUCAUCGGCCAGAGCUUGGGCGGCGUGGGCCACAAUGUCGCCAUCGCAUCGAGCUACCUUGGCAGCUCUGUUCUAUUCUGCAGCGUGGUUGGAGAUGACCUGAGCGGCUGCGCGGCCUUGUCCACGCUCAAGGAGGAGGGGCUUCCCACCGCCGGCGUACAAAUCCUGCCUCCUUCGUCCGGCGCGCGCACCGCACAAUACAUCGCCAUCAACGACGCCAAGCGGGAUCUCUUCGUGGCCAUGGCCGACAUGGGGAUCAUGGAACUGCCGGAGAACGCCCUCGACUUUGACGGGUUCUGGGAACCCCUGGUCCGGCGCACCAGGCCCGAAUGGGUGGUCGUGGAUGCGAACUGGAGCCCCGCGGUUCUGGCCAGAUGGGUCGCCGUGGCCAAGGAGCACGGCGCGCGGGUCGCCUUCGAGCCGGUCUCGACAGCCAAGUCCCGCCGUCUCUUCGGGAAAGACGCAGCCAUCGGACCGGCUGGAGCGGUGCCCCACAACGCCAUCAGCCUCGCGGCCCCGAACCAGCUCGAGCUCACGACGAUGUACGCCGCCGCCCGCGACCAAGGAUUGUUCGAUUCCGAGGGCUGGUGGCGCAUCAUCGACGCGAUGGGGAUGUCCUCGGCUGGGUCGCGGGACCGGCUGGUUGCGAUGACGUCGGCCGAGCUGGUAGACGCGGGGAUCCCGCAGCAGAGCAUCCAACUCCUCCCCUUCAUUCCGUGCAUUCUCACGAAACUGGGCGCUCGCGGCGUCCUGGUGACUCAGCUGCUUCGUCCCGGCGACCUCCGUCUGACGGCUCCGGACUCAGCGCCGCAUAUUCUGUCCCGCUCGCCGCCGACAGAUGAGCUGGUUGGGGGCGUGUACAUGCGGCUCUUCCCGCCGGCGGCGGUGCUGGCCGACGGGGACAUCGUGAGUGUCAAUGGAGCAGGGGACACGCUGCUUGGCGCGGUUGUUGCCGGGCUCGCCAAGGGGACGGGGAGGACGGUGGAGGAGGUCAUUCCUCUUGCGCAAGAGGCUAGCCUGCGCACAUUGAAGAGCCCUGGUGGUGUGAGCGGGGAGAUCGCCGGCCUACGCACAUUGAUGGAUGCCUUAUAG